This is a messenger RNA of Amphibalanus amphitrite, 1953 nucleotides long. RefSeq names its product G patch domain-containing protein 4-like. Lineage: Eukaryota; Metazoa; Arthropoda; Thecostraca; Balanomorpha; Balanidae. The record is from RefSeq and is a predicted model, not a curated record. The coding region runs from base 524 to 1309 and encodes 261 amino acids. Gene Ontology annotation, biological process: regulation of ribosome biogenesis. Gene Ontology annotation, molecular function: nucleic acid binding. Gene Ontology annotation, cellular component: nucleolus. The transcript is spliced from 2 exons.
AUUGACAUGUUUGUUUACAUCUCCAUCAAGAAGUUUCGUCCAUUCAUAAACAAGGAUCAGUUAUAAUGUGCAUUACAAUGAAUUCCAUCUAAAUGCGAUGAAAGGCAUCAUCAACAUCAAUCGAUGAAUCAAGUCAUUCAUAAUUUCUUUUUGAUCAUUUGAGGUUCAUCCGGUUUAGGUAUACUUUGGGCGAAAAACGCAUGGUUCUGAUUCAUUGAAUGAUCCAGGGUUUUCUGGGCUUUUCAAAACUCUGCAUCAAAUGAUCCUUGUCCGCUUUAAACUCGGAUAGAAUUCUUGUGAUACAAAUAUCAGUUUCAUCACAAAAGUCGAAAUAAAAACAAAAGCUUGACUCUUUCAUAGCUGCAGUAAAUGCAAAACAUAUUUUAGUAGUAGCAUUCGCCACAAUACUUUUACAAAUACUGGCGCAUCUUAUACAACCAUGACGCGAACGAGCAUGUGACAAUCCAAUCUUGAUCCAAUCAUGGAUAAUCUCUAAUCGAUGAUCCAAUCUUGAUCUUCUGAAAUGGACUUUGCAAGAGAACAUUUGAAGCAGCUUGGGUGGCAGGAGGGAGAUGGUCUGGGAAAAGGCCGAAAUGGCAUUGCAGAAGCACUAAAGCCAAAGCUGAAGUUUGACACAACUGGCAUUGGUCAUGACCCAGCCAAGGAGUUCACGCAUACCUGGUGGAGUGAGGCCUACAACACAGCUGCUGCUAAUGUCACUGUUAAUGAGGCCUCAGAUGGCUGCCAGCUGGCCACCAGCAACACCAAGAAAAAGAAGAAGAAAAAGGUGGUCAAAUCGGCAUACAGCAACUUUGUGACUGGUGGCACGCUGGUGGGUAGCAGUGUGACUGGCGGUGGUGAGGCUGAUGGUGAGGGUCCUGAGGAGGCGGCGCCGGCUGAGUCGCGCCUCAGUGACGAACAGCUGUUGGCGGCGUGCGGCGGCCGAACGGCGCACAAGGGCGCCCGGCACGGCCACAAGAUGGACGGAAAGCUGGCCAGGAUCGUGGCCCAGGAGGCCGCCAUCCUGGCCAGACUGACGGGCCAGAAACCCGCCGAGGAAGACGUGACCAUGAAAAAGAAGAAAAAGAGGAAGGCUGAUGAAGGAGAGGAUCCAAGCUCUGCUAUCCUGGAUAAUGAUGACCUAGGCAGCGCUGCGGUAGAUUGUUUGAAAUCUGAAAAGAAAAAGAAGAAGCGAAAGAAGCCAGAUCUAGAUGCGGUGGAUGAAUCAAUCGCUGAAGACGGUAGUACCGUCGUUUCUACAUCAGAGAGAAGGAAAAAGAAAAAGCAAAAAUCACAAGCAAGCAGCUGACAAGAUGAAUCGGCACUAAAAACUGUUUUCUAUCGGCAAGGAAAUGACCGCAGUGCAGUUUACGGCACGCACUGCCACAUCUGUUAUACUUCCGUACAAUGCAACAUUUUGCGUACAAUUCAUGGGCCUCGUCUGAGUUUUAUGUCAACACGCUACAGAACAAUGUGGAACCAACUGAACGGAAUGAAAUAAAGCAUUGACGAUGCUCGGUAUCUCGCCCGGAAAGCAUCUGUGCACCGUGCUCCCAGCUCCGAAUGCACGAUUUGGCCUCAGCGCCACCUUCUGUACCCAUCUCAGCAGCAACAACUAUAAGUAUUGGGAUAUGCCACCAGGUGGACUGAAAACCCUCGGUUGCAGCAUCCGCUCAUUGAGGUAGUGUUUUAUAUACCUGGACUGAGGUUUUGGUGCGCAUGGACGGUGCGAUGUAUGUUGAUGCCUGUUUGGAGCGAUGGGCUCUCCGAACGUGUGCUGAUUAAUAUGCACGAUUUUACAUCGUUUCGUAGGCCAUGCAGCAUCCAUGUGUAUGGUAGAGGGCGUAUGCAUCGUAUUUUCUGAUUUGUUGUCUGUUGACAUUUAAAUAAUGCCUUCAAAAGGGUGUACCGGUAACGACGAAAAGGGUCGAAUACAAACUAGAUCAAUUAUAA